Molecule: messenger RNA, 2764 nt
Organism: Sipha flava (yellow sugarcane aphid)
Lineage: Eukaryota; Metazoa; Arthropoda; Insecta; Hemiptera; Aphididae
Product: RNA pseudouridylate synthase domain-containing protein 2-like
Exons: 12
Coding region: 594-2537 (647 amino acids)
Biological process (GO): pseudouridine synthesis
Molecular function (GO): RNA binding; pseudouridine synthase activity
Source: RefSeq, a predicted model, not a curated record
CAGAGCACCGAGCGCAGCGCACGACACAUCGUCGUCGUCUUUCGGACACGGUCGCGCAGUUAGUUCGCCGCGUCUAGCCACGCGCCCAACACAUCUCACGUUGGUAUUACGCACGUCGGUUACCAUUUUGCGCGGGCGAAACCAUUACCGCAGUUCCGUUGCUGUCGACCGUGUUAUUCGUUUUGCGAGCCCGUUUUUUUGGGGUUUUUACUCCGUCGUCGUCGUUGUAUUGUUUUCGGUUCGUUUUCCGUAUAACGAGAUUUUUUCGGCUCUUUUUCUCGCGAAUCUUUCGAACGCAUUAUUUCGUCCGCACUCGUCUCCCUAUACGUAUAUUCUCGGUAACGCCUCGUCGUUUGAAUUUGUGUUUUCCCCUCGUUUUCUUCUCGACCGGCUAGGCCGACCGAUCGUCGCCACUGCAGCGGUCCACACACGUCUCGAGCAGCGCAAAAGACGAGACCAAGUGUGAGACGCGGCGCCUCAACUGCCACGCGAUCGUACCCGCUUCGGUCCGAGUACCCGAGGCCUGUCGCAGACAGCCGUAGCCCUAAACAACCCGAGCCCGCGAACCUCAUCCGUCACAGGCAUCGUCGGUCAUGCACCAUCAGGUGGCCCAUCCGCACUGGAUCGCGGCAGCCGUACAGUCGUGGGGCUUGCCCCAGCAACUGGGCCCAUCACAGAACAUGUUGGCGCUGGCCGCCAUGGCACCAGCCGCCCCGGGUGCCGCGCCAAUUGCAUUCAUCGGACUUCAUCCGCAUCAUCACCCGCACCACCAUCAUCACCAUCAUCCUCAUCAUCUAAACGCGCACGCGAUCCCGGCCCAACCGUUGCAACCGUCCCCGCCACCACCGCCGCCACCGCAGCACCCUAGCCAUCUGGCCGGCCACCCAGCUACCACGGCGGCCGCUGCCGUGGCGCUACUCAAUCAGCUGCAUCACCAUCAGCAGCAGCAGGAUCUCGCGCACCUGUUGCUCCAGCAGCAGCAGCAGCAGCAACAACAGCAGCAGCAACAACAACAACAGCAGCAGCAGCAGCAGCAGCAACAACAGCAGCAACAGCAACAGCACCAGCACCAGCAACAGCUCACGCCACUGCAGCCGCAACUUCAGUCUGACGAAGAGCCCAUAACACACAAACGGAAAUACUUAGCAGACGACCGCAGUGACUCGGGCAAGGAUUUGAAAAAAGCCAAAUUGGAAACAAAAGCUCUCAAAGCGAAACGGCCUGGAUUCACCGAUGAAAGAUACAAUGAGACAUCGUAUUAUAUUGAAAACGGUUUGCGAAAAGUUUAUCCAUACUAUUUUACAUUCACUACAUUUACCAAGGGCCGAUGGGUAAAUCAGAAUAUACUGGACGUAUUCGCUAGAGAGUUCAGAGCUCAUCCCGCCGAAGAAUACGAACGUUGCAUAAAAUCCGGCUCGUUGACGGUGAAUUAUCAAAAAGUGGACACGCAAUACAAGUUGAAACAUAACGAUCUGUUGGCCAACGUAGUGCACAGACAUGAAGUACCGGUUACCAACGAGCCAAUAACGAUCGUGCACAUGGAUGACGACAUCGUUGUAGUCAACAAGCCUGCAAGCAUUCCGGUUCAUCCGUGCGGUCGUUACCGACACAACACGGUGGUAUUUGUGUUGGCCAAAGAACAUAAUCUGAGAAACCUCAGGACCAUACACCGUCUGGACAGGUUGACCAGUGGCUUGCUGAUGUUCGGAAGAACACCUCGGUACGCCCGAAUCAUGGAGGCGCAAAUCCGCAACAGACAGGUGAACAAACAGUACGUUUGCCGAGUCGAAGGAAAAUUUCCCGAGCAAACGAUCGAGUGCAAUCAUCCAAUCGAAGUAGUCAGCUACAAGAUUGGCGUGUGCAAGGUGUCCAGCAAGGGCAAAACGUGUUCAACGACAUUCCAAUUGGUCGGCUACAACGAGAAGACCAACAUCAGCGUGGUCCUGUGCUUCCCACAUUCGGGACGCAUGCAUCAGAUCAGGGUUCACCUACAAUACCUAGGGUUCCCCGUUAAAAACGAUCCGCUGUACAACCACGUGGUAUUCGGACCGGAAAAGGGUCGCGGUGGCGUCAUCGGCAAGACGGACGAGCAACUGAUUCACGACUUGAUCAACAUACACAACGCCGAGAACUGGUUGGGUAUGGACGGCGACUCAGAACUGAUGCCGAUAUUGAAAGACGUCGACGUCGUGGACGAGGGAAAGAAGACACCGCCGGGUUUCAAGAAAAACGAGUCGUCAACUGUGGAACAACAACAGCAGACGAAAGGCAGUCAGACCAAUAAUCGGGCACUAAUGCAGUACGACAACGCGCUGAACGUGUCAACGCAGACAGGACAAGACGUGCCGGACAUGGAUUUCGAUGCGGAAAAACUCACAUACGACCCUCAUUGCUACGAGUGCAGAGUGAAAUUCAGGGACCCAAAACCAAAAGACCUCAUCAUGUACUUGCACGCUUGGAAGUAUAGUGGACCAGGAUGGAGUUACGAAACGGAUCUUCCAACGUGGGCCAACGUCGAUUGGAUGGAACCGGAAUAAAUAUAAACCUUAAUACAUAUAAUAUGGUGGGCCAGAAAUUACAUGAAAAAAAGAAGAAAAAAUUAGAAAAAAGCUAAUGAAGAAAAUUUGUUUCUGCCCGAGUAACUUUUAGACCACUCUAAGAUAUUAAGAUAUCAUAAUUAUAAUAUUACUAUUAUUCUUAAUCAUGAUUUUAGUACUCAUGCGUAAAAAAAAAAUGAGUGCUCAGUUUUUUUUUUUUUUUUUAU